AUGUCUGAGCUACUUCGUGAUACCACGUUCGGGGCGAUAAUCAGAUGGAUUACGAAACGAAGGUGUCUACAGUAUCGCGAAGAGCAACCGUCUUUCGAGUAUCUGGACCUAUUCAUCAAUGAUUAUUCUGCGGGAACAUCAACCCCUCCUGACGUGGUUACUGGCACCUUAAGCGACGACCGCAGUGACGAAAGGCACCGUCAAGCCAUUGAGCAGCCUUCUACAGAUUCCUUCUCACACCUGUCAGAAGGUAACAAUCUAGAUGAUGAAGCACUUUCGAAGAUUACCUCGCGAUCGCAAAUGUCCCGGAACGUGCGGUCACAGCAUUCCACCAUCCACCCAAGGAAGUUGGAGACCGGCAUCAUCUUGGUUGACUGGUACUCGACCGACGACGCAGAUAAUCCACAGAACUGGUCAUCGAAGAAGAAAGUCUUUGUUGUUCUUCAGAUAUACCUCUAUACCCUCGCCGUCUAUAUCGGAUCUGCCAUUAUAACCCCUUCUCAGCCAUUCAUUGAGGCCAAAUUCGGCGUUGAGCCAGAAGUUGCAUCACUUGGGCUAUCUCUUUAUGUGCUUGGAUACGGCAUCGGACCUUUGGUGUUCUCGCCCCUUUCCGAGAUCCCCUUGAUUGGCCGCAAUCCGCCCUACAUCGUCACCUUUGGCAUUUUUGUUGCCAUCUCAGCCGGAACCGCCACCGUCAACAAUUUUCCCGCAUUGAUCGUCUUGCGUUUUCUGCAGGGCUUUUUCGGUUCCCCUUGUUUGGCCACUGGAGGCGCGUCCCUUGGCGAUAUCUACAACCUCGUGAAGCUGCCUUAUGCGCUUACAGGCUGGGCUGCAUUCGCCACUGCCGGUCCAGCCAUUGGGCCCAUUCUCUCUGGCUUCUCAGUUCCAGCUACGAACUGGCACUGGUCACUAUGGGAGAUACUCUGGCUCGCAAGCCCUGUGUUUAUUUUCAUGUUCUUCUUCCUUCCCGAGACGUCUACGCCUAAUAUCCUGCUGCGGCGCGCUCGGCGUCUCCGCAGGGUGACCAGGAACAGCCACCUGCAGUCUCAAUCGGAGAUAGAACAAGCUAAACUCACCGUUAACGAGGUUGUGGUGCAGAACCUCUGGCGGCCCUUUCAAAUCAAUCUGUUCGACCCGUCAGUUCUCUUUACUAGCCUGUACAUCGGCCUCAUGUACGGCAUAUUUUAUUCUUUCUUCGAAGUCUUUCCCUUUGUGUAUUCUACAGGGCUCCCUGGCCGAGCCUCUCCAACCGAUGGCUAUGGUAUGAAUGCAGGCGAAGUCGGCCUGAUAUUUCUUUCAAUCAGCGUUGGCGUCUCCAUCGCCAUCGUCUUCUACGUGGCAUAUCUCAGAUUCGUCUUCGAGCGAGAGAUCAAGACGCAGGGUCUAGGUGAGCCUGAGCGCCGUCUUGUUUGCGGCCUCCCUGCCAGUUUCCUUGUCCCCAUCGGGCUUUUCGUCUUCGGCUGGACAGGUAACUCGAGCCCGAAGAUUCCUUGGAUCGUCCCCACGAUCGGCAUCACAAUCUUUGUGGUGGGGAUUUUCACCGUCUUCCAGGUCAUCUUCAUCUACAUAGCCAUCAGCUAUCCCGUGUAUAGCGCUAGCUUGUUCGCUGCAAACGAUUUCGUUCGGAGUAGUAUAGGAUGUGGCGCGAUUCACUUUUCCCGGCCGUUGUUUAUAAAUCUAGGUGUUGGUAAAGGGGUAAGCUUGUUAGCUGGGUUAAGUUGUGGUGGUGUGAUUGGGAUAUUCGUUUUGUACUUCUAUGGCGCCACGUUGAGGAGGAAGAGCAGAUUUGCUGCAACAUGA
Messenger RNA from Trichoderma reesei QM6a, 1800 nucleotides. RefSeq lists its product as uncharacterized. Gene Ontology annotation, biological process: xenobiotic detoxification by transmembrane export across the plasma membrane. NCBI's taxonomy places the organism in Eukaryota, Fungi, Ascomycota, Sordariomycetes, Hypocreales, Hypocreaceae. The transcript has 2 exons. Bases 1 to 1800 code for a protein of 599 amino acids. Gene Ontology annotation, molecular function: fluconazole transmembrane transporter activity. The record is from RefSeq and is a predicted model, not a curated record.